Closterium sp. Yama58-4 is the source of this 2283-nucleotide messenger RNA. Lineage: Eukaryota; Viridiplantae; Streptophyta; Zygnematophyceae; Desmidiales; Closteriaceae. The record is from the annotation of a GenBank genome assembly.
AUGACAGUAACGGAAACUCCGGAGCGAUCUUACGGUGACUACAACGAGGGUUCGCCAGACGCGUACGAAGGGGGUGACGGAGGCGAUCUAUCGGGGGAAAGCGAAGACGGGAUUGCGCAUGGGGCGCGGGUUAGUCGGAAGCGUAGACCGAUCGUGAAAGCGGGGGAAGGAGCGGAAGGGAGAGGUGAGAGAGGGGGUGACGGGAGGAGAGAGGGAGGGAGGCAGGGAGUGGCUGGUUUGAGGAGGGAUAGGAGGGGGAAGAGAAGGGAGGAAGAUGGGGAUGAGGAGGGGGAGCAUUUGGAGUUGAAGGGGAGGAGAAGAGAGUUCAAGAUGAGAGGAGCGGAGAGGGGGGAUAGGGUGUUUGCAGGAGAGGAAGGAGGGGAUGGUAAUAGCGAGGACGCAAAUAAGGAGGACAGUGGAGGAGAGGAGGAGGGAGAGGAGGAGAAAGGGAGUGAGGAGGAAGGGAGUGGAGAGUCAAGUGGGGGGGAGCGAGAGGUUAAGAGGGACGGAGGAGAAAGAGAGGAGGAAGAGGAUGGGGAGGAUGGAAAGGAGGAGAAAUACGUUGAGAGGCGUCGUGGGAAAGGGAAUAAGGUGAGACGUGGUGUGGGCGGUAACGCAAAUGAGGGCGAGGAGGAAGAGGAGGAAGAAGAACGCGGAACAAGAGGGAAAGGUGGGAGAGGUGGGAGGGGUGGAAGGGUUGGAAGGGGUGGAAAAGGGUCGAGGGGAGGAAGAGGAGGUGAUGGAGAGGCGAAGAGGAGGAGAAGGCGAGGAGGGCGGGCUGCUGAAGCGAGCAAUGAGGGAGAGGAGGGGAUGGAUGGAGAGGCGGGAGGGGGGUCUGUGGUUAGGAAGAGGAGGGGAAGGAGGCCAGCUGCAAGUCCCAGAGAGGGGGGAGAAGGAGGGGUGGUACCGUCUGCAGCAGCGCCAUCGCCGGCCCCAAAGAAGAAAGGCACGCAGUCUCACAGAGAGGGGUGCCCCUGUGUUGUGUGCGAGGGGAUUCGACGCAAAGAGAGACGCACCUUGGAGUUUGGGAGGGAAAUUUCCAAGAAGGAACUUGACCAUGACGAGGCUACUGAGCUGGAUGCAGAUUCUGAUGACGAGGAUGGUGCUGAGCUGGCAUCUGAUAACCCCGCGGUGGCAUUGGACGAAGCUGACGAUGCAGAACCGGUGAUUCUGGACAGUGGGGCUGCUGCUGACGUGUCCACGCCCUCUGUUGAGCUGGCAGGAGAAGGGAGCGGAGAGGAUGUGACUGAAAUGAGGGAUCGAGAAGCAGAGGAGGAAGAGGAGGAGGUGGAGGUUAUGGAAGUGAGGGGAAGGAGGAGGAGUACAGACGGUGGGGAGGAGGUGGUAGUUGUGGAAGAGAAAGGGAGGAGGGAGGGAGGUGGUGGGAGAGCAAGAGACAGGCAGGUAGUUGACUUGGAGGGAUAUAGGAGUUCUCAGAUUCAAGAGAUUCAGGACACUCAGGAGGUUCAGGAGGAGGGGAAUGGGGGGACACAGGAAGUUGAGGAUGAGGGGGAGGAUGAGGAGGACGAGGAGGAGGUUCAGGAGGAGGGGGAGGAGUUACAAGCUGCUGACGUGGAUGAGGAGGAGGAUGACGUGGAUGAUGACGCGGACGACGAUGCGGCUCAAGAGAAUGGAGAAGAUGGCGGAGGAGGUUCGGGAGGUCCAGGCUCGGGGAAGGGUCGGGAGGAGGGCGGCAAAGGGAGGGCGGGAGGGGGGGCAGGAGGAGGUGGGAGAGAGGCAGGGGAGAAUGAUGCAGACGGCGGGGGGGAGGGUGAAGGGGAGGAGGAGGAGGGUGAAGGGGAGGAGGCACAAAGGGAGGAGGGGAACAUUGGUGGUGGUGGUAACCGCAUGGUGGACGGGACAUUAGAAAAACCUGCGAAAGCGCCAUCGAGCAUUCCGAAGAGAUUCCUCAAGGAGUUGAGGGAGCUUCGGGAAAUUAGUGGGAUUCCUGAGCCUGCUUUAGCCUUGGAUGCUGCCGAGCCUAGAGAAGGCACGCAGGCUCGGAACGGGGCUGCAGCAGGUUCGGCAACGCGGGGCUGGGUUCCUCCGAGUGUUCUUCGAGAUCCAACCUCCAUUGCCUGUUAUGUGCCGACGAGUGCUCCACACGUUCCGAAACAGCUGCCACAGAACGUCAUGAGUUUGGGUGUGCGCUUGUUUUCCAAUAGCCCUGGAGCAUUUUUGUGGCAGCAGCAAGCCAAGGCAACUGGGGGAGGAGGUGGCUCAAUGAGAAAGGAAAAUGCGUCUUCUAUCACCAGUUUCAGUUCUUUCUUUGUUGGUUUUUAG